Fomitopsis serialis is the source of this 1053-nucleotide messenger RNA. Its product is annotated as alcohol dehydrogenase. The transcript has 8 exons. Bases 1 to 1053 code for a protein of 350 amino acids. The record is from RefSeq and is a predicted model, not a curated record. Lineage: Eukaryota; Fungi; Basidiomycota; Agaricomycetes; Polyporales; Fomitopsidaceae. Gene Ontology annotation, molecular function: oxidoreductase activity, acting on the CH-CH group of donors, NAD or NADP as acceptor.
AUGGCCCCCGUCCGCAACGCCCGUGUCGUCUUCAACGAAGUCCCCGCGCCCAACACAUUCCCUGAGCCCGGAAAGACGACUGUCUACGAUGAUUCCGAAACCAUAGACCCCGACACUGUCCCCCUCAAUGGCGGAUUCCUCGUCAAGGUCCUCGUCCUCAGCAUCGACCCGUAUAUGCGCGGCCGCAUGCGCGAGCCCCAUCUUAAACCGCGCAUAUAUGCGUCCUUCCGCACUCACAACACGUUUACCAACUUCGCCGUGGGACGCGUCCUCCGCUCCGAGCACUCUGCCGUCAAGGCGGGCGACCACAUCUACGGGCACAUGCCCUUCCAGGAGUACGCCGUCUUCGCAGACCCCGCCUACCUCGGCUCCGACGUCUUCCGCGUGCUCGAAAACAAGGAGUGCCUGCCUUGGAGCGCGUAUGUCGGCGUGUGUGGCAUGCCAGGCGCAACCGCGCACCACGCGUGGCACGAAUUCGCGCACGCGAAGCCCGGCGACACCGUCUUCGUCACCUCUGCCGCAGGCCCCGUCGGCUCGACGGUCGUGCAGCUCGCGAAAGCGGGCGGGCUCAAGGUGAUCGCGAGCGCGGGCUCGGACGAGAAGGUCGCCUUCGUGAAGUCGCUCGGCGCGGACGUCGCGUUCAACUACAAGACCGGCGACACGCGCGCCGUGCUCGCGCGCGAGGGCGGGAUCGACAUCUUUUGGGACAACGUCGGUGGGGAGACGCUCGAGGCGGCGCUGGACGCGGCGAAGCGCUUCGCGCGGUUCAUCGAAUGCGGGAUGAUCAGCGCGUACAACGCGGAGGGGUACGCGCCGAAGAACCUGACCCUCAUCGUCGGGAAGGAGAUCAGGCUGAGCGGGUUCAUCGUCGGGAGCCUGUACCACAAGUAUCGCGACCAGUUCUACAAGGAGAUCCCGGCACUGGUCGCCGCGGGCCAGAUCAAGUACACAGAGGACAAGUCCGUCGGGCUGGAGGCGGCGGGCGAGGCAAUCGUCGCUGUGCAGAAGGGCACGAACACGGGGAAGAAGGUGAUCGUCGUCGCGGACGAGUGA